UUUACGUAUAUAUAUGUACGUGUGGUGAAGACAGUAUCUCAUGUACGAUUCUAUCUUCAAAGUCUCAAACUAUGGACCAUCAUCAAGUGUCUUUGCCAACAUCUACCACCACAGGUCUAUCGUUCAAGGUGCAUCGCCGUCUGCCAGAGCUAGUCACUCCGGCUAAACCAACGCCACGAGAGCUGAAACCUCUCUCCGACAUAGAUGACCAACAAGGACUAAGAUUUCAAAUUCCGGUUAUAUUUUUCUAUAGACCUAAUCUUACGACUAACCUCGAUCCGGUCCAAGUGAUAAAGAAAGCCCUAGCCGACGUGCUGGUUUACUACUAUCCCUUCGCUGGUAGGCUCCGGGAGCUUUCAAACCGGAAACUGGCGGUGGACUGUACCGGUGAAGGCGUUUUGUUCAUCGAGGCUGAAGCUGAGGUGGCGCUUGCCGAGUUGGAGGAAGCUGAUGCUCUUCUCCCUCCUUUCCCUUGCUUAGAAGAGCUUCUCUUUGACGUGGAAGGUUCGAGUGAGGUCCUCAACACUCCGUUGCUUCUUGUCCAGGUCACGCGCUUGAAAUGCGGCGGAUUCAUCUUUGCACUCCGUUUCAACCACACCAUGACCGAUGGAGCCGGUCUGUCGCUCUUUCUAAAGUCACUUUGCGAGUUGGCGUGUGGCCUUCAAGCGCCCUCGGUUCCAUCCGUAUGGGAUCGACACUUGUUGACGGUGAACGCUUCGGAGGCGCGCGUGACACACACGCACCGUGAGUACGAAGAUCAGGGGGAAAUCAAUGCAGUAGCCGCUGGAGAACCUUUGGUUAGCCGUUCUUUCUUCUUUAGCACGGAAGAGAUCUCGGCCAUACGGAGACUCCUUCCGCCUGAUCUCCGCAAUACCUCAUUUGAAGCGUUGUCGUCAUUUUUGUGGCGUUGUCGGACAAUAGCGUUGAACCCUGACCCCGACACUGAGAUGCGACUUACUUGCAUCAUCAACUCGCGUGCCAAGUUUAGCAACCCACCGCUUUCGCCCGGUUACUACGGAAAUGUGUUUGUCAUCCCCGCUGCAAUAGCGACUGCACGAGAUCUUAUGGAGAAACCGCUUGAGUUUGCCUUGAGGCUGAUUCAAGAAACGAAGGCCAGCGUAACGGAGGACUACGUCCGCUCGGUGACGGCCCUAAUGGCGACAAAAGGCCGGCCUAUGUUUGUGAUGGCGGGGAACUACAUAAUAUCUGAUUUGCGACAUUUUGAUUUAGGAAAAGUUGAUUUCGGACCGUGGGGUAAGCCAGUGUAUGGUGGAACCGCAAAGGCCGGUAUCGCAGUUUUCCCGGGAGUGAGCUUCUACGUGCCGUUUAAGAAUAAAGAAGGUGCAACGGGUACCGUUGUGGCGAUUAGCUUGCCGGUACGGGCAAUGGAGAGGUUCGUAGCAGAGAUACAUGGCGUAGUAAAUGUGUUUAAGAGAUGAACCAAAAAAUCCUAAAGUUUGUUAUUGUCUUCGCUCUAG
Messenger RNA from Capsella rubella, 1478 nucleotides. Its product is annotated as (Z)-3-hexen-1-ol acetyltransferase. Lineage: Eukaryota; Viridiplantae; Streptophyta; Magnoliopsida; Brassicales; Brassicaceae. The record is from RefSeq and is a predicted model, not a curated record. The transcript is spliced from 2 exons. Gene Ontology annotation, molecular function: acyltransferase activity, transferring groups other than amino-acyl groups.